AUGCUAUUUUGCUGCUCCAACAUCCCCGAGUCUUCCAGGCUAAAAAAAUGUAAAGACAUUGGAAUGAGCAGGGACUGGCAGUGCCUCAAAUCCCAAACGAAUGGGCUUUGCAAGGAAAUAAGGGAGAAAAAUGCAGAAAAUGCUACUUCAACUACUCAUGACGUAACCACACCUACUUCUAGUGCUGAUCUCGCUGUCUUUGAUUUUAACUUGAACUUGACUGGUAUGGUUUCAAGUGAAGAAGACACCAGGAAACCUGUAUUCAAAUCCGAAAAAAACAAUUCACUUCCAGCAACAACAAAGACAGGUACAGACAAGAGGUCAACAAAAGAAGAAGGAGAAACAGUGACAUCUACAUUUAUAGCCUUGAUAGCUAUUGGGACUGCCAUUAUAUUAUUUAUUUUUUUGGGUGCAAUCAUUUACUACUGCUUUAAACGUUCGCAUCCAAACGGUAAGAAAAAGAUAUACUUUUUUCUUCUUUAAUUGCGCAAGUAUAUUUUGUAACAUUUAUGGAAUAAGUAGACCCUUUGAGAAAAUUGAGUAAUUUAAUGAAUUCUUAUCAUAAUCAUGUUUAAGUGCUAUUUCACACGGAUGUACACAAAUUGAAACUUAGAAAAUAGUGAUUAUACUAUGACCAUCAUAUGUCAAUUGUCCUCAAGCAGGAGUCCAUCACCCAGAGCCACCAUACCAAUUAUACCAUUGAGUCAACCCUGUCCUGUAUCUUUUUAUUUUGAGACAAUAAUUUAUGCUAUGUUGCAGUUACAAAUUCCAACGAGCGUAUACCUCUGAGAGGUAUGGAAGGUGCCGAAGAUAGAGAUGUCUCAACAGAAACCGCAGAAGGUAAUGAAAACCAUCAUAAUAUUUAUGCAUCACGCAUUCUGCUGACAAGCUUUUGGACAAAAAUGAAUCUAUUUCAAGAUGUACAUCUCUUGAGCAGACUUUUCUUCAAGAGGGGAGAAUUGACAAUCAGAUCUUGAGAAUCAAAGAGUUAAUAAUCCCUUUAACUCUCCAGUUCUAACUGUUAAUUUUCCCCCCUAGCUUCUACACAUUUCCCUUUAGUUUUGUUACAAGAAUUUGGUUUGGGAUCAAGAUAACCUCUACCUGAUAAAUUUGAUUAUUCUCAUUACCUAUUUGCUGGAUAAUGUAUGGAUAUUACAGGAAGAAGUUGCAUGUUAAUCACUUCAGGGAGUUGGAGGAUUAAGAUUUUUCCAAUUUUAUGGUAAUCAACAAGUUGCAUUCUGGAUAACUGAAGUGCUUCUUAAUUUUAUUUUGUCUCUCAAAUGUGCUAGAAGCUAAUGACAAUCAAGAGCCUCUCAUUAGUGAGCUUAGACAAGACCAGCCAAAAACUGAUCUGAUUCCGGCAGGUGAGGUGUACAUCCUGCCAUUUGGUAGACCAAGUUGAUUACUUGUUUAUUCUUGUUAUGCAAUUAAGAUCAUGCGAUGACUGUGCCAUUAGUCAUUCAGAUGUUGCAUUUCAUCUCUUACAUGUACCCUCCUCUUAGCUUGGUGCAAUAAAAUGCACAAUUGUAGCCUCGUGAGUGGGUGUUAAAAUGGAAAUAAACUCAUCCCCUGAGUUAGUCUGUAGUACCUACACUACAGAGAUUAAGUUUCCUUCACUGCUGAACACUGUACUCCUAAAAAUAAACCAAAAAACUAUUCUUAAUCCUUGGGAAUUCUUAACAAUUGAAGCAUGCCUUUUUCCACCAAUGGUACUACAAAAAACUCUGUUAACAUCAUUAUCUAUUGAACUCUUAGAUUGCAAAGUCUCUGAAAUGCCACAGCUGCAUAACCACGAAAAUCAAAUACUAUUGCACUAUGUGCAAAGGAUGCUGGAUCCACUGGAGAAACAGACAAAGAAAAAUUGGCGCUCUGUUGGGCAAACCUUGAAUGUUUCAGAAGAAGACUUGGACCUAAUAGACACUGAUUACAGAGCAGGAAGAAGUCCUACAGUUAGUCUUAUUGGUAAAUUAAGUACCUUUUUAACAGUACCCUCAAUAAGAAGCUUUGUAGAAGCUCUUAUUACUUGCAAAAGGUAUGAUGUGGCCACCCAUAUUUGCAACUGGCCAUGGGAGUUACGCACUAUACAAUAA
Molecule: messenger RNA, 2090 nt
Organism: Pocillopora meandrina
Lineage: Eukaryota; Metazoa; Cnidaria; Anthozoa; Scleractinia; Pocilloporidae
Source: the annotation of a GenBank genome assembly